AUGAAGUUCGUUCUUGCUCUAGCUCUGUGCAUUGCCUUCGCCGCUGUGCUGGAGGCCAAAAUCCCAAUCAGCCACACGAUGAGGCACGAUGAUUUCGAGCCCAUCAAGGAAGGAUGGCAUAUUCCCAGCUACGAGUACAAAUACGGAGUAUUUGAUCCCAAGUCCGGAGACCACAAGGAACAGUGGGAACAUCGUCAUCAUGACAUUGUCAAGGGACACUACUGGCUCCAUGAGCCUGAUGGCACCAAGCGUAUUGUGGAGUACACCUCCGAUCCCAAGACUGGUUUCCACGCCAUCGUAAAGACAGAAGGCCUGGCAGAACAUCCAUACUGAUCUAAUCAUGGUCUCACCGGAACUGAAGCAGGACCUUUGUGAUACAACGCAAGGCUUCAUAAUUGACCCCAACCUAACCCUUCUAUCUCCUAUACCUUCGAACACAUCA
This is a messenger RNA of Phlebotomus papatasi, 442 nucleotides long. RefSeq names its product cuticle protein 19-like. The transcript is spliced from 2 exons. Lineage: Eukaryota; Metazoa; Arthropoda; Insecta; Diptera; Psychodidae. Gene Ontology annotation, cellular component: extracellular matrix. The coding region runs from base 1 to 333 and encodes 110 amino acids. The record is from RefSeq and is a predicted model, not a curated record.